This is a messenger RNA of Exophiala oligosperma, 1408 nucleotides long. RefSeq lists its product as uncharacterized. The transcript has 4 exons. NCBI's taxonomy places the organism in Eukaryota, Fungi, Ascomycota, Eurotiomycetes, Chaetothyriales, Herpotrichiellaceae. The record is from RefSeq and is a predicted model, not a curated record. Bases 390 to 791 code for a protein of 133 amino acids.
CUUUUCCCUGCCUCUCUUCUGGGAUUAUGCUACAUGCCGACCAAUCUAGCCAUUUUGGAGGGUAGUGGUCGAGGUAGGGUAGGCGUAGUUCCUAGAUUCUUGGUGGACGCCCGAAGCACUCCGCGAUUAUAAGAGCGUCAAAUUGACAUUGGACUGGUCAGAAGCGUCCCUGGGACAUACCGUAUGCUAAUGAGGGUUGGAAUUUCCAAGAUCUCCUCGAGUGACGUCAUAGCGCGAACUCGUACUUUUAGAGCUUAUAAUACUGUCAAUGUACAGUUGGACGCCACUUUGGGUAUAAAUUUACUACGAAGCUAUCGAAAGCUGAGCAUAAUCGGCAGUCUACUAGACUUUUCCUGACGCACAUUCUACUGCCACGCUACCUUCGAGAAAUGGCAUCCGGACAGAAUGAUAACAUCGACCCGAAAGCGUCCGGCCUGGGCAUCUCUAGUGGGAAUCCUAUUCCCUGCCAGCUCAGCCAACAAGGACGCUCAAAGGACCCGCCCGACGGUACACAGAGUCGAAGGUACCUGGAUGAACUUCUUGAAAUCCAAUCACUCUUGAAUUCCAUUUUAACGGUAAUUCGCUACGGGAGCAAGGAAGAAACAGGUGGAUUACUGGAUUGUAUCCGAAGUGGAGUUUCUUUGUCUCAAAUACGCUAUCACCUUCAGUCUCUGGGUAGAUUUACACAAGUUACUCGGGCAGCAGUUCAAACAGGCGAAUUCAUUGAGGACACAGUUAGCGAAGGGGAUGAUUCCGUUGACCAAACUUUUGAAGAGCUUGGCAACGGAUGACAACCGUUCUGUACAAGCAGAGAAAUGGUAUGCACGAGUUUUCGGCGUCUAGCAUAUGUUCCCCAAGGGGACGCGGGCUUUUUCAGAGGCAGAAGUUGCUGGAACAUUUUGGUCAACACCCACGAAUUAUCGAGUCAAGAAGACUUGACAAGGAUGGACUAAUACCCUUUCCUAUCAAAGUUCUCUCACCAUGACGCAUCGUAUUCGAAUUGCAGUAGGCCUAGUGCAUAUCCAUGUUCAAAGUGUCUAUCAGGGGGAUCUCUGGCCCGGAUACAUUACCUGACGAGAAUUUCAACAUCAAGUUAGCAGACAUUCAAGGUACACUCAGCUCCCCUGAUGAUACGGUCAUUCUAAAUGGGCUGGCUCGAAAGAGUUCGAUGUAUUACAUACCGUGCGAUGGAGCCUGCGAGAACACGAGAUCGAUCGUUUCGCUUUCAGGUCCACUGUGCAUUUCGUCAUGAGAGGUCAGGAGAUUCCACAUCUCUCUUCCAGUUAUGAAGAUGAGACGAAGCCAAUUGAGAGCGAGAGCAGUCGUCGUUAUGCCGAGCAAGAACACCCUGGUAUUCCUCAUCACUGUGCCUCAAUCGUUUAGCGGUGUUAGAGGGAAGAUUAAAUCG